AUGGAAAAGAAGAGUAGUUACAAAACCGUGUUGCUAGGAGAAUCAUCAGUAGGUAAAUCAAGCAUAGUUUUACGUUUAACAAAAGAUACGUUCCAUGAUAACACAAACACAACCAUAGGUGCCUCUUUUUGCACAUUUGUCGUUAAUAUAAAUGACUUAAAAGGGAAAAGUUAUAAUAGUGGUAGUAACAAUAAUAAUAAUAUAAACACAAAAAGUAAUAGUAAUAGUAAUAAUAAUAAUAGCAAUAGUAACAGUAAUAGUAAUAGUAAUAGUAGUACUAACAAUAAUGACAGAUUUACGUUCAAUGAAGAAAAUUUAAAAAAUAACGAAAGUUUAUAUAAUAUAAAAUUUGAUAUUUGGGAUACAGCGGGACAAGAAAGAUACGCGAGUAUUGUUCCUUUGUACUAUAGGGGCGCAACAUGCGCCAUAGUGGUUUUUGAUAUUAGUAAUUCGAAUAGUUUAGAUAGAGCUAAAACGUGGGUAAAUCAGUUAAAAAUUAGUAGUAAUUAUAUUAUAAUUUUAGUUGCUAAUAAAAUAGAUAAAAAUAAAUUUCAAGUGGAUAUGUUAGAAGUGCAAAAAUAUGCUCAAGAAAAUAAUUUACUUUUUAUUCAAACAAGCGCCAAAACUGGAGCUAACAUAAAAAAUAUUUUCUAUAUGCUUGCGGAAGAAAUAUAUAAGAAUAUUAUAAAUAAUAAUAACACCUUAGACAGUAAAACAAUAAAUAACAACUUAAUAAACCUUGAUAGUGAAAAAUACCCAAAAAAAAACUGCUGCUAA
Messenger RNA from Plasmodium malariae, 777 nucleotides. It is a transcript of the gene RAB5a, whose product is annotated as ras-related protein Rab-5A, putative. Gene Ontology annotation, molecular function: GTP binding; GTPase activity. The record is from RefSeq and is a predicted model, not a curated record. Lineage: Eukaryota; Apicomplexa; Aconoidasida; Haemosporida; Plasmodiidae. The transcript has a single exon. Gene Ontology annotation, cellular component: endosome. Bases 1 to 777 code for a protein of 258 amino acids.